GGGAGUGGAAUUUUUUAUUGUUCCCAGGACCCUAUUGGACAUAAGCCCGUAGGCAGUUGCACAGUUACAAACACAGUUGAGUCCAGUUAAGCUGCUGGAAAGACAGAGAACAGACUAUACUCACUGUGAUCUGCUUUACUCUGCUUUCUCUGACUGAGAACGUCUGAGAUGGCCUCCAAUAUGACGGAUUAUGAUUACAAUGCACAGAUGGAGGCGGAGACAUUAGAAAUGGCGUUCCUGGAACGCGUCAGGAUGCAAUACAUUGUCGCGUACCUCGUCUCCUGCGUUCUCGGCGUGAUCCUCAAUGCGUAUGUGAUCGUAGCAGGCUGCAGGGUUUACCACAACUUGCAGAAGUCGGCGCCAAGCGUGUGGGUCCUCGCUCUGGCCACGACCCACCUGAUCUCCUCUGCCUUCCUGGUGAUGCAGUUCCUCUACGCCUGGCAUCAUUUCAACUGGAAGUAUGGAACCGCUCUGUGCAAGAUCUCGUCCUACGUCAUCUACGCCAGCUUGUUCUCCACGGCCGCCCUGCUCAGCAUGUGGACCAUCAGCAGCAGCGACUGCAUCCAAGGGCUUCGCACUAAAUGUGGCAUCAACAGCAUAACCAUGGUCCUGGUCCUCGUUCUGAGCUCCUGGACUUUCGGAACGGUCCUCAGCGUCCCGUCUCUGUUCUCGCGGGAGCUUCGAUACACAAGGUUAGGGCAGGAGUGCAUUGACGACUACGAUCUGGACGACACCAAGACCACAGACUAUGGACGGGAAUAUAUGAUUAUUGUGGUUCUCAGCAGGUUCCUGCUGGGGGUUUUGGGUCCCAUGUUCGUGAUGAUCAUCUUCACCUUCGCGUCAGGACGACGGGGCCGUAAAGAGCACGCGACUUGCAGAAGGAUCACUUGUGUCAUCAAACUGAUGUACUUCGUGUGCUGGGCCCCCCUCCUUUUUCUGGGGCUUUAUCAAGCCAUCGCAGGAAAUUCCGAUUUUAUGAUAAGAACUGGGCUUCCAGGAGCCACCAUUCUGGCUGCAGCUCACUCCUUUAUCAACCCAGUUGUUUAUCUGUUGGUGGGUCACAAACUAAACAUGCACUGGAUGGUACUUAACCCUCGUGAGAACACUAUUGAUGUCAUGCCCCUAAACCAAAUGGUGGAAUAAGAAACAAUCCAUCUUUUGAGAUUCCUGAUGAGAUUCUUUGUAUCUUUUGCACAAGCAACAGCAGUAGGCAACAGCUUACAGCCCAAAAAUAUUCCAAUCCAAUUAUAGUGGGCACAGAGAACAGACUCUCAUAAUGGGACUCUGUCUGAUGGCACCCACUCCCAUUGCGAGUGGUGCGCAAGAAAAAUGCAGAGAACGAGGAGAAACAACGUAGCAAGAGCAGCUCCAGCAAAUAUACUGAAUCCUCCAUCCUCCACUGGAUCAAUUAUGUAUUUUCUAUCAAUUAAUUGUACACAGUGAACGAACAGUGGAAUGUACUGUGUGUAUGUAAGUUUGUGUGUGUGUAAAUGUAUGUAUGACCGUGCUCAGUCUGUAGUGGACCCCUGAUCUAGACAUAUUUAACCCCAAUUAAAAAAUAAGUUGUUGUUGUUUAAAAUGGUAAUAAUGCGAAUUUAAAAAAAGUGGAAUAAAAAAAGAAAGAUUUUUUUUAAUUAAAUCAUAAAGUAAAUUGUAUAUAAUAUUGCCUGGAGAAAUCCCUGUGUGUGAGGGAAAAGGUCUGGGUGUUCAGUAAUGGAUGCUGGUGAUCUUCAGGCCCUCAGGCAGCACUGCAUUAAAAAUAGGCAUUUCAUUCUAUGUUAAGGACUUUUUUUUUCUAAUUUGUCUCCAAAUUGUUAGAAAGCUCUGUCAGCUUUCCUUCUAAGAGACUGACUGUCUGUUUAAUCUUAUUUAACAUGAGGCAGAAUGAGCAACGUAAUCAAAUAUCUGAGUAAAUAUUUUCAGCACUGAAGUUAUAUUUCCCCCAGUGAUCCACCAACAAACUUGUUUUAGUUCUUACAGUCAGACACUGUCCGGUGUUUGGUCUGGCAGAUGGUUUGGGAAGAGAGCCCAGUUCCACAAAGUCCUGAUUCCAGUCAAAAUAGCCUUUAAUCACAUGUUAUUAUUUUUAUAAGAGUAUAGGAUAACACUGUUUCUGCUGUAGACUGAAAACACUUGGGACUUGGGUUUGACAUUUAAAAAAUUAAUAACCAAAGAUCAACACUUU
This is a messenger RNA of Astyanax mexicanus (Mexican tetra), 2185 nucleotides long. Its product is annotated as chemerin-like receptor 1. Gene Ontology annotation, cellular component: plasma membrane. Gene Ontology annotation, molecular function: G protein-coupled receptor activity; complement receptor activity. The record is from RefSeq and is a predicted model, not a curated record. The coding region runs from base 169 to 1143 and encodes 324 amino acids. The transcript is spliced from 2 exons. Gene Ontology annotation, biological process: phospholipase C-activating G protein-coupled receptor signaling pathway; positive regulation of macrophage chemotaxis; chemotaxis. NCBI's taxonomy places the organism in Eukaryota, Metazoa, Chordata, Actinopteri, Characiformes, Acestrorhamphidae.